UGUCCCUCAGACACAGCGGAUCACCGAUCCACGGAAAGAGCCGAAGAUGACAGCUCGGUCAUGUGAUCAGCUGUGUCCAAUCACAUCAGUGCCACCUGUCAGUGUCCAUCAGCGCCACCUGUCAGUGCUCAUCAGUGCCACAUCAAUGCCACAUAUCAGUGCCUACCAGUGCACAUCAAUGCCACAUAUCAGUGCCCAUCUGAGCUGCCUUUCAGUGUCACCCAUUAGUGCCACCUAUCAAUGCCAAUCAGUGCCACCUAACAGUGCCAGUCAGUGCCACCUAACAGUGCCAGCCAGUGCCUUCUAUCAGUGCUGCCAGUCAGUG
This is a messenger RNA of Staurois parvus, 325 nucleotides long. The record is from the annotation of a GenBank genome assembly. Lineage: Eukaryota; Metazoa; Chordata; Amphibia; Anura; Ranidae.